UAUCACAAUAAUAAGUUUUGGAACAUUUGAUUUUAUAAGACUGACAAUGAGAUCUUCACUAAAAGCUAAUAAACCUGUUGAAUGUUUGUUACAAAAACAUCAAAAUGCAGAAAAAGCUGCUGAAUUGCACAAUUCAUUCAGAGGACAAUUCCUGUAAGCAUGUAGAAUUGCUGUAUCAACUUUACCAAGGUUUCUAAGUCUUGUAGCAAUAUCUUUAUAAGCCAAACUGCUUUGUUGAAUAGAAAAUAUAAAAAAUAUUUGCUGAUUUUUCAGGCUAUCCAAGAUGUAGGUGAGUUUGUUUCUUUAUCAUUAAACAAAUUCUGAAGCAUUACAUCACUUGCUCACCAAUGGAUCCUCUGCAGUGAUGGGUGCCGUCAAAAUGAAAGUCUAGACAGCUGAUAAAAGCAUCACUCGUCAUUCUUAAAUGAACAUCUUCAUUAACACAAAGUUAUGUGUUUCAAAGAAAAAAGUAUUUAUAUCACUUUUCCCCUCCAAUAAUUCAGAACUAUGCUUCCUGCAGUGAAAAAGUUGUCUUCUGUCAUUACGUUUUCAGACUUUUUGUGCUUUUGUUUGAUGUGUGCAUAUUUCUCUCUUUAUUUGGACUAAAUUAAUUUUUCACUUGGGAAAACUAUAUUAGGGUUGCGUUUUAGCUGUAAGCAACUGUAGUAAACAACAAAUUAAAACUUUAAUGAUGGGCAAACAGCUUUUCACUUCACAAGAUGUUAAUUGAGGAGGACUGGAGACUGGAUUACUUGUGGAUUAUUGUGACGUUGGCAUUCAUUCACUGCUUCACUGCAGACAGUGAACGUGAUGUAAUGCUAAAGUUCUAAAAAAAAUGAUCUGAAAAAGAAACAAAGCUCAAACAUCUUGAACGAACAUCUUGAGGUUUAAUGAAAAAACAUUCAUUUGAGUUCAAGUUGAAUAACCACUAGGAUUCUUUUCGCUUGCUUUUCUUUUUGCUUGCUUUUGUUUCUUUAUUAUAUCACACUAAUUUGUUUGAUGUGGGCAUUGCCAUUUUGUUAGCUUAAUUUCUUGUCAUUUUAUGUUACUGGCAAGAUGUACCAUUCAUUUGUGUUCCUACCAAAUUACUUUUUUUACUCGAUAAAAUAAAUGUUUUUAUAAGCGCAAGCAUUUGAGUGACCAGUAUACAAUCAGGAUGCUCAAAGUUUAUGACCUUAAUGUUUAUUGUGGGUUAGUCACAUAAUCUCUUUGUGUACAGUUGUGUAAUAGAUGUCAUGUCUGAGCUACACAGUGACCUGGCUUUAUCAAGUCGUACAGGUCUUAUGAAUCAGUGUUGUUACUGUUAACUAAAACUAAUAUUUUUAGAAAUUAAAAUGACAGCUUAAAUGAAAAAAGAACAACAUAACUAAAGCAAACAAAAAUAUAUAUAUUUUAUUUUUAAAGAGUAGGUUUAGAGUUUAGUUUUAAGUUUAGCUGAUAGCAGAUUUCCUGAAAUCUAAUUGGCUGUUUACCCUAUUAAAUUUAUUUUUUUAAAGUUUGAUUUUUUUUUUUUUAUUUUUAUUUAUUUAUUAAAGUGGCCAUGAGCAGAUAAUUUUUCUUUGACAGUUUACCCAAAACGGCCUCUAGAAUGUGCUGUUUCUAAUGUUCUUGGUCCUGAAAUAUCAGUACAAGACAUGCCUUUAUACAUCAUCCGAAAGCCGCAUAAUCCAUGGAUUGUAGUUAGAAAGCAGCAGUCUUAGUGCAACCAAAAACAUUGAAAGUAACAGUCUGUGCAGGUACGUUUGUUAUCGUUUUUUAGAAACACAAAUGAGAGAACAGCUUAUCCACAGCAGCAUGUUAUUUCUGCUGCAUCCAAUUAACCUUCCACUAAUCCAAUGGCUUGUGAAGCCAGCAGUGGAUCAUGGUCCAAUACAGGCUAUCAAAGUGUGGGAAGUCACUCUAGAUGUGCAUGUGAGUAUAAAAAAUAGAUGCUUUAAGAGUAAAAGUGGCACGCAGCAGUACAACUCAGAUACAGAAUCCACAGUGGACAAACAGGCAUCAGCUGUGUUGAGUGCUGCUACGCUCAUUCUUGGAUGCAAAUUUGUGUUGCAUCAGUUGGGAAAUAUACUGCAUUGAUUCCUCGGACAGUAAGAUUACUGUUCAGCACAUGUAACUGUGAAAGGGGAGGGAGGAGUAGAGAGAGAAAGAGAGAGAGAGAGAGAAAGAGACUAAGGGGAUUAGGAGGCUUCUCUCGAAACAGUGCCCAUGCCAUUCAGAGGAUUUUCCGAUGGAAGUCCUUCAUCUUCACUUUGAACUAUUGGUGAAUUCACUAACAGGAGACAGACUGGAUCACAGAGGAAGUCAAGUGAAGAAAAAAUGGGAUAGUUUAGGUUAAAAAAAGAAGCAGCUUCGGUAUGUACAUGGUAAUCAGAAACCAAGGCUGGACUUAAGUGCAACCGGUUCUUGAAGAGCAGAAGAUAUGAUAUCUAAAAAGUUGCCUCUAAAAGAUCUUUAACUUCUGGUACCGGUGGUUUUCUUUACUUCUUACUAUUCUUGCAUCGAUAACUGUUUUUUAGGAUUACCAUUCACUAUGUGACAGUCUCAUACUGGAUCCAACGCCAUUUUUGCUUUUGUGUUCCACUCGUUGGAUAGUUAAAUGGUGCUAAUAACUGAAAAUGGUGUCGCAGGAGGUGUACUUCUGGUCAAAGAUCACCAACAUGGCACUGGCCACAAUCGAGCGAGAGGAUGUAACCACGAGGAGUCCUCCAUACAGAGCUCCACUUGUAUGGAGCCGACAGAGGACUCUUAUUACGCAGAUGAUGAAGAACACCAUCCUUAUGAUGAUGACGACGACGAUGAUAUCUACCAAGAAUUCGAGGAGUUGGACUUUUCAGAGCUACCAGAUACUAAGAGCAUUGCAUCAGAAGAUUCCUUCUACCCACCUGAUGAUUCGCUCAGUCUUGAAAGAUACCCGCAUCAUGAGAGCCCCAAGCCAAUCAGCUUCUUUAAAGCGUGCUGCUCUAACAACGCCAUCAUCGUCAAAAUCAUGAUACGACAAGGUGUGACGGAGGAUGAGGUGCGGGAGAUGGACAAAAAUAAGAGAACGGGUCUGAUAGUGGCGUGUUACCAGGGCUAUGUGGAUGUGGUCAUUGCACUCUCGCAGUGUCCAUAUGUGGACGUGAACUGGCAGGAUAACGAAGGGAAUACGGCUCUCAUGACUGCCGCACAAGCAGGUCACAGUAUGAUUACCAACUACCUGCUGAACUACUUUCCUGGGCUUGACACCGAGCGCAGGAACUGCCAUGGCUUCACUGCAAUGAUGAAAGCUGCCAUGCAAGGUCGAGCCGAAUGCGUACGGUCUCUCAUGAUGACAGGAGGAGACAUCGAAGCAAGGGACUUUGGCCGUAAGCUGACUCCACGGGAAUGGGCCCUGUUCACGGGCCGCUACGAGACCAUCAGACUGAUAGACAGGCUGAUGGAGCAGCCGUGUGCCGAACAGUUCUGUGACUCUUACCACAUGGAGUGGCCUGUGCUAAACGAGCUGGUAGCUCGUUCAAAGGAACCCAAGUCCUGCUGGAGGAAGUUCUCCGAGUGCAUCUGUAACUUGUUUACCAUUAGCACGAAGACCAACCCUGUUGACGAAGGCGCCAUGGACUACAUGGUGCGCAUGACCACAGCGCUGGCCAGCCCGUUCAUAGCCACCUCCUGCCACACCGUGUGUCCGGGCAGCCCUCCCUGUGUGGGCAAACGUCGCCCUGCUGUUCAGGACAUCAUUCGUAAGCAGCGUUUGGCUGAGCUGAAGAACCUCGGGCCAGAGCGCCUCAACAAUUACAAGCGGCUCUUCCAGAACUCCAGGGUGCUGCUGGUCCCGAAGAAGCAGGAGCGGCGUGCCAGUCUGCAGCCGCAAUUACUGCAAAGCGUGGCGAUGGCCUCCACCAUGGCCCUGAGGAGAAGCAGCCUCCUGCCUCUUCACAUGAUGCGCAGGAGCAGCGUGCGUCCUGGGAUGGUGGUUCCUAAAGUCAUGCUGUGCAAAGCACCUUCACCAACAUACAUGCCGGAGCGGCCGCCGCGCAGGACUUCAAAAGACUUAGCGCACCUACAGAUCCCUAAAUGGAAGUACAAAGCUCUGAAGGAGGAGAAGAAGAAAGCUGAACGCAUGGAUAGGUUAAGACUGCCUGUUGGGAGGAAAAAGUGAUGUGAAGUGUUUUUAAGGACGUUUUCUACUGUGAAGGCUUGAGGUCAGUGGAGAGACAGGAAUCUCAUCAUACACUACUCUUUUAGACUGCUAUGGACUAUACAAUAUGGGUUUUAUAACAUGAUACAUUAAGCCGUAAUGAUUCGAAUUUAUAGAAACAGCUAACAAAUUUAAUGUAUAGCUUUUUUUGUUUCGUUAUCUUGAACCAAGUCAUACUUGAAAGUUUAUGCAUACUAAUUUAUAUUUUUUAUAUUGAUCUCAAAAAAUUAAAACAUUAAACAUAACAAUGAAGGACUUACUAAAUACUAUAUUUGGCCUCGACUUGUUUGUUCUCUUCUCUUACACUAUUUAUCUCUUUGUAAAAUGCCUUGAAAAAAAUAUUUUUUUACAUUAGAUAUUCACAGAGAAGCUAUUUCUUGUAAAACGUGAUUCCCGUUUCGUUGCUGCCAUGGAUAAAUAACUAGAAUAACAAUUUGCGGUAACACUAUUUGCACUUCAAACCAGUUAUGAAUGCAAUAAUAAAGUAAAAAUAAAUAAUAAAUACCUGUUUGUAGUUUCAAGCAUUAAAAGAAACUGUUUUGUGCAGCUUUAA
Messenger RNA from Puntigrus tetrazona (Sumatra barb), 4727 nucleotides. RefSeq names its product ankyrin repeat domain 33Bb (gene ankrd33bb). Lineage: Eukaryota; Metazoa; Chordata; Actinopteri; Cypriniformes; Cyprinidae. Gene Ontology annotation, molecular function: protein binding. The coding region runs from base 2597 to 4135 and encodes 512 amino acids. The transcript is spliced from 4 exons. The record is from RefSeq and is a predicted model, not a curated record.